AUGCUCCUUGGCGACACCCACGCGCAGAUACAUGCCAUGGACGUAUAUCUGCUCGUCAAUGGCUCCGGCGCCGUCGUCAUCAUUGAUCCACACCUACCUACUCGCAUACUGACCGGGCUGCUGAGUGCGAUACAAGCCGCUCAGCACAUUCGAGACAACGCAGCGGGGCCAACGUACUCGAUCGACAUCCUGUUGCAUCUGGUUCGGAAGGCUCGUGAACGGAAUCUCUUUGCGCGUUCGACUGUGCUGAAGGAAUUCGUCGAGGGGGCCGUCCCGUCGUAA
Molecule: messenger RNA, 282 nt
Organism: Sparassis crispa
Lineage: Eukaryota; Fungi; Basidiomycota; Agaricomycetes; Polyporales; Sparassidaceae
Exons: 2
Coding region: 1-282 (93 amino acids)
Source: RefSeq, a predicted model, not a curated record